CUGUCAUCUGAGUGGGGUGAACCUGCGUAAUGGCUGCUGCCGCCGCUGUGCUGUGUACUCGUGUGUUUACGCCGUCUCUGUUACGGCCUUGCCGGCGGAUAAGGUGGCUCCGCGUGUCCGCGCUGCGUUUUGACUCCUCGAAUGCUUCAAACCCAUCACAUGAUUAUCUCAGCCCUGGACUUGAAAGGUACAAAGACUUACAGAGGUAUUUCAGAAGGAGACUGAGAGCAACAUACCAGAGGUUUUCCAACACGUCCCAUCGCUCUGUGGUCUAUGGACAUGAACAUUUAUAUUUCUUUGAAGGCAAUGUCAUCUACAGAGUGGGCAAGAGACACAGUGAGCCAGAGCAGGUGUUUAAUCUAGAGCAAGUCUCUCAAGAGGAUGAGAAGGCAGAACUUCAGAAUCAAGAGAGGAAACAAAGAGCUGAGUGGACCAUUCAGAGAAUACGCUUGUCCCCACUAGAUAAGCAUCUCGCUGCUACGAUUAAAAGCAGUGAUGGAGAAGAGCUAAGGUGUGUGGUUGUGAGACUUGAAAAAAGAAAUAUCCCUUCUUUGGUUCCCAUCAUAUACACAUUGGACCAAGUCUUCAGCUUUGAGUGGGCCACAGAUGAAGUCCUGUUUUACACAACUAUGGAGAGUUUACGCUGCAGUAAAGUGUUUCGCCUGGACCUGACCCCCAGUGGAAGCAGGAUGAGUUGCGUGUAUGAGGAAACGCUGCCUGAUGUGUUUGUGGAGGUCGCCCUUUCCAGAGACCAACAGAUACUGAGCAUUAACUGCAGCAGCAGGACCAGCUCUGAGGUGCUGUUAAUUGAUACAGCAACAACCCAUUUGGAGCCUUUCUUGGUUCAGCCACGCCAGCCAGACCUCCUGUACCAUGUGGAGCACUGGAGAGGGUGGCUGAUCAUACUGGCCAAUACAGGCGCUGGGCGAGAGUAUCAGGUUGUGCGUGCCCCUCUCUCCGAGCCAGGCAUGGUCUCCUGGGUCUCACUGUUUUCCCCUGGCCAAGGCACUGCAGUCAAAGACAUGGACGUGGUUGGAGAUCACUGUGUGCUGGUUGCAAAAACACCAGGCGGUGAACUCGUCCUGAUCACGGUUCCACUGGCCCGGCCCAAAGAAGCGCACACUCUGCAGCUCCCUAAUUGGGCCUGUGCCAUCGAAACCCAGAAACCAGCUGUGGCAGAGCAACGCGGCGGGUUCCAGUUCCGGAUCUCGUCUCCGGUCCACCCACCUGUGUCCUACUGUCUCUACCCUGAAGACAGGCUUCUUUCACCAGCCACUCAAGAUGAGAACCACAGGAAUUAUAGCACCACACGCUUGGAGGCUCGCAGCCAAGACGGGACCUUGGUGCCAGUGACACUCCUUCAUGCGGCGCCUGUGGAGGCUUUGAGAGGUUCCCCAUUGUUGGUCCAUGUUUACGGCGCCUACGGCCGAGACCUCAGCAUGGAGUUCUGCCCGGAGAAACGGCUGCUGUUGGAGCAGGGCUGGGCUCUGGCUUACUGCCACGUCAGAGGCGGAGGGGAGCGCGGUCUGUCCUGGCAAAGACAAGCGCGAGCAGAGGGAAAGUCCAAAGGAGUGGAGGACCUACAAGCCUGUCUCCAGCACAUGUUCUCUUUAGGAGUCUCCUCCCCUUCGCUCACUGCCCUUACUGCCUGUAGUGCUGGAGCUGUACCAGCGGGAGCACUGUGCAACAGGCACCCGCACAUGAUGCGAGCUGUCACACUGAAGGCUCCCUUCUUAGAUGUGCUGGGAACAAUGCAGGAUCCCAGUCUUCCUUUAACUUUGGAGGACUGUGAGGAAUGGGGGGACCCUGUGAGGAACCCAGAGCACAAACUCAGCAUCACCUCCUAUUGUCCUCUCCACAACAUUACUCCUCAGAACUACCCAUCAAUGCUGCUGACGGCCUACAGGAGCGACGCCCGGGUGCCUCUGGCAGGAGUUCUCCGAUACACUGAAGCGCUACGGAAAGCUGUUCAUACACACUUCAGCAUGAACCCAAAUCCAGAAUGUGAAAAACCCCCAAACAUAGUUCUGAACGUCCAGCCUGGAGCUAAUCACUUUGGACCCGGCGACUUUGAGCUGAUGCUGGAAGAGGAGGCCCUCAACCUGGCAUUUCUACACACAGAGCUGGUCCUGGAACCUCCACAGGCUCGACGCAGGAGGAGGCGGAAUUAAGGUCAUCAGGAGUCAACCAACAAAAACCGAAGCACUGUUCUGAUUUCAGUUUUACCAGUGCAAAAGAAGACAACCUCCAAAAGGAUGUAGUUGCUUUGGUUUUGUUUAUUAGAAUACCUUUAUAUUAGCAUUUAUAGAGAAUGUCCAUGACUCCCAAAUAACACGCCUUCUCAGAGAUGUAACACUGUUUGGGGUGGUUGGGGUUAAACCGAGUGCUGGUGUAGUACUGAAUCACCAAACCUUCCCCUGCUUCCGUCGGGAUGCGAGACUUUUGCACAACCUUGCCAUUACUGACUUGGCUUGUGCUCAUCAGCACCGUCAUCUGAUCUGGCAAUUCCCGAACAGACGAAAGGUCUGUGACGGCAGACUCUUUCCCGAAGUUCAGGACCAUGAGGAAAGCUGCAUUGAGCCCAUCCAGCUCCCUGAGGUACGAGAAGACUCUGGCGUCAGUGUGGAUGUAGCAGAACCACCCGCGGUGAAGGGCCAGCUCUGACUGACGCAGCGUGUUCAGGAAGCGGUACUGGGCCAAAACAGAACCUUCCUCUUUUUUCUGCGCCUGGAGAGAAACGAUGGUGAGGGAAUCGGGACGUAGGAGAAGAACCCGAGCUUCAGACAAGCUGUCGGUUCACAGAUGAGCAGGAACAGUAACGUACCUCCACAUUGACACUUGCGUAGUCUGGAUGUAAAGGCAACCAGGUGAUGUUAGUUUGGUUGUUAAAGCCUGCGUUCAUGUCACUGCUCCACUGCAUUGGAGACCGUUGAGGGUCUCGACUGGCACUCUGCAGUCAAAGGACAUUCUCCUCAAUAAAUGUCUUGUAUGUUAAAGUGA
Betta splendens (Siamese fighting fish) is the source of this 3000-nucleotide messenger RNA. It is a transcript of the gene prepl, whose product is annotated as prolyl endopeptidase like. The transcript is spliced from 15 exons. Gene Ontology annotation, cellular component: cytoskeleton; Golgi apparatus. Gene Ontology annotation, biological process: proteolysis. Lineage: Eukaryota; Metazoa; Chordata; Actinopteri; Anabantiformes; Osphronemidae. Bases 30 to 2171 code for a protein of 713 amino acids. Gene Ontology annotation, molecular function: serine-type endopeptidase activity. The record is from RefSeq and is a predicted model, not a curated record.